AUGGCCACUCCGCCUCCAGAGGCAGCUCCCGUCGUCAAGGAGGAGAAGCCUCAGCUGCCUCCUUCGCCGACUGGAGCUUCUGCCCCAGAUGUCGCGUUCACUAGUGGUCAGAAUGCAGCGAUUGGCCUGAAGACAGAUUCUCCCGCUCCAACUCCCACUCCCGCAACGGAAAAUGUUCCUGCGACAAAUGGUCACUCUCCCAGCGCGCCCCCGACUACCAACGGAACUAGUGCAGCCGCAUCGCCUCCAAAGUCUCCCGCACCGGUGCCUAAUUCUCCCUCUACUUCGGCACCUCCAACUGCACCAGCUACAAGUGAACCAGCAGUGAGCGCCAGUGUGAUCGCGAGCGUGACCUCGCCCGCAACACCUGAGAUCAAGAAGUCCGAGGAGACCCCUGCUCCACUUGAAUCGCAACCCCCUGCGACCUCAGUAACUGCAAGCACUCCUGCCGACAACACACCUCAACCUCAACCUGAACCUCAACCCUCCACAAACAGCUCUGCCGAUAUUCCCGCUGCGCCACUAGCUGCCACGGACAACAAACCCGCCGAAAGUGAGGAUAAAAUGAUCAUUGAUAAUGCAGCUGAGGCAGCUCCCUCAACUCAACUUCCUCAUCACCCAACCACGACCGAAAUCGCCACCCCCAUCCUUCCGUCAAUUCAAACUGAUCACGAAAUGAAGGAUGCACCAGUUGCCCCGAUGUCUCCUUCUAAGCUCUCUCGUGAGCGUGAGGCCGACCCCGCGGAGGAACCAGCGGCAAAACGCACCAGGGUUGAAGGCCAAGAUGCUGCCUCCAGGGAAUACAGGAUGGCUGUGCCCCCCACCCCUGCUGCCGCACCCCCCGCACCGGUUUCCGCGAUCAGUGGAGCCAGAAUCAGCAAGAUGCAACAAAAAUUCAUACAAAAGUCUCUGACAACCCUGAAACGCAUGCAUGAUUCGCGUUUCUACCGUGAAGCAGUCGAUUGGGUGAAGUUGAACAUCCCCAACUAUCCCCACGUCAUCACGGAGCCAAUGGACUUGAGCACCAUGGAGAAGAAGCUCAAGAAUAACUUGUACUCAUCUACCCAGGAGGUCUUCCGCGAUUUUGAUCUGAUGGUCAACAAUUCUCUGGUUUUCAAUGGUCCCGAUCACCUGGUGUAUCAGGAGGGUGAGAAGUUAAAGCACACGUUCCAUAAGCAGAUGACCAACCUUCCCAAGCCCGAUGAGGUUGAGGAGAAGAAAACAAAGAAGACGACUGAGAAGACCUCUGCCGCUCGACGGGAACCUCGCACCUCGCUCGGAAGCACCACUGCCAAAGCAGCCUCCCCACAGAGUACCACCUUUGCAUUGGGACCAGAGGGACUCCCCGUUAUUCGCCGGGAUUCCACCAACCCGGAUGGCCGUCCCAAGCGCUCGAUCCAUCCUCCCAAGCGAGACCUUCCCUACGCUACUAAGCCCAAGAAGAAGAAGUACCAGUGGGAAUUGCGAUUCUGCCAAGAAGCCCUGGAAGAGCUUUGGAAACCCAAGUAUUCACUGAACGCAAUCCCCUUCUACGCCCCCGUUGACCCCGUCGCACUCAACAUCCCGACCUACCACAGCAUUAUCAAGAAGCCGAUGGACAUGACCAGCAUCAAGAGCAAACUGACUACCGGCCAGUACGAAAACUCGAAAGAGUUUGAGGCUGAUGUCCGUCUCAUGUUCAAGAACUGCUACCGAUUUAACCUUCCUGGAGAUCCCACCUACCAGUGCGGCAAGGCCCUCGAAGCCGUCUUCGACCUCAAGUGGGCGCAGAAGCAGGAAUAUCUGGACCGCCAUGAGCCACACCCCGAGCACAACUCCGAUUCUUCCGACGAUGAUAGUGAUGAGGAGGCCGAAAGUGACGAGGAUGAUGAGCAGCUCAGUGAACUCCAGAGGAAGAUCGCUGAGAUGUCCCGUCAGGUUGAAAUGAUUACCCAGAAGAAAAAGAAGACACCCCCUACCAGCAAGAAGUCCGGCACCAAGACCAAGGCUGUCAAGAAGGAGUCGAAGAAGACUACCACUAAGAAGGAAAAGAAAUCCAGCAAGCCCGCCAAGCCAGAGAAGGCGCGCUUCGUAUCCUACAAUGAGAAGCAGAUCAUCUCCAAUGGCAUUAGUGCACUCCCCGACAAGAAGAUGCAGCAGGCUCUCCAGAUCAUCCAGAGCAAUGUUCCUUCUUUGAAGAACACUGCAGAGGCCGAGAUUGAACUGGAUAUCGAUGAGCUCCCUAACGACGUCCUUCUUCUCCUGCUCAAGUUCGUUAAGAAGAAUGCCCCGAAUGUCGUGGAUGACGAAGAAGAGAUCCCCGGAAACCCCCACGUCUCCGCCGCGAAGCCCAAGAAGAACAAGCCCAUGAGCAAGUUCGAGCAGGAAGCUCAGAUCAACAUGCUGGAGAGCAAUCUUUCUCGCUUCGCCGGUGGUGGCGGUGGUGGCUCACCCGAGCCUAUGCCCUCGGUCGAGGCCAUGGACUCUAGCGAGGAUGACUCGGAUGAUGACUCGGAGGAGAGUGAAGAGGAGUAA
Penicillium waksmanii is the source of this 2514-nucleotide messenger RNA. Its product is annotated as putative transcription regulator BDF1. The transcript has 3 exons. The coding region runs from base 1 to 2514 and encodes 837 amino acids. Gene Ontology annotation, biological process: chromatin remodeling; regulation of DNA-templated transcription. The record is from RefSeq and is a predicted model, not a curated record. Gene Ontology annotation, cellular component: chromatin; nucleus. NCBI's taxonomy places the organism in Eukaryota, Fungi, Ascomycota, Eurotiomycetes, Eurotiales, Aspergillaceae.